UUUUGCUGUCUCCAUCAAUAUGCUGGAAUAUGCUAUAUGCUGGGAAGACGGAAGAACUAUGCAGUUCAAAUGGGACCACGUGGUUUGCGUUCUGUGAACACGAAAGAUUUGCAAAGAUUGGGAAAACACUUAAUUUGUGGAAAGCAAAACACUUCGACUGUUGACAAGCAUUCGGACCCGUCCUGAUGGGAGCAACCGACUUCGAGGGAACAAACAUUUCUGACCAGUUUUAAAGACGAAGCCUCAAGGGAACAUUAGUUUCUGCAACAUAGGAAAAUGAUUACUGAACUUAAUAUUCACUACAUCCUGAGAGACGAAUAAAUUUAAUUCACGUUUUGUCACAAAAGCAGAGAUAAUGUUGCCCGCUGAUGAUUUAGAUGCGAGAGUCAUCUGGGGAAAACAUUUUUAGAUUUAGAAUCGAAUUAUUUAACGAUUUUAGAUAUAAACUUUGUUGAAAUGACAUUAUAGUAUACUUUGAUAUAUAUUCAGAUGUCCCUGUGGAAUUCUAUAAGAAAAAGUACACCAUAAAUAUGUAUGUAACAUAAAAAAAUUCUUAUGCUAAUGUCACAAAGCCAGUUUUCUUUGUUCAGAAUGAAAUUUCGCAAUAACAGGAGACAAUGAAUUGUUGGACUUACUCAUGAAUCGUGACUUUCUGAGCUGAGAAGAGACUGGACUAGGCAACGGAGGUUUGGAAUUCGAAAAAAGAAUGUAAAUGUACAUGUGCAAGAAUUUUUCUACCUGUUGCCGACGGAUUAUUUGCAUUCAGUCCAAGUUAAGACAUUGAUUGUGCGUUAUAAUCAGGGGAAAAUGCUCCUUAAAUUAUCAUUCUAACAUGUUCCUUCGGAAUGAGCCACAAAGAAAGAAAGGAAAUGAGAUGAACAUUCUUCAGGCAUGUUAACGUCGAAUGAAGUAUGUAUAUUUAAAAUUUACAUGAAAAGUAUUAAAUGUGAGGAGGUGUAUUUUAAUUUGAACAUAUAUUCUAUUCUCUUUACCCUAAUGUGACCUAUUUGUAUAAACAUUUUGGUACCAUGCGUCAUAAAAAGAAGGAAUACUUUUAUGAAUUGAUAUUAUUUGAGUAGGUCUGCUUAAAUUAAUGUAUGUUAUAUUAUUUAAUUAACCGUAAUUAUCAGUUAUUAGUUCGGAGAAAAAUAAAACGAUGAAUAUGAAGUAAGACAAAGGAAAUUAAGAUGUUAACUUUCACAAGAAUAAAUUCCUAUCACUUGUGAUAUUACAAGUCUAACUGACUAUUUUAAAUCAUUUUCGGAACAAGUGUAUCUGUUGCCACUUGGAGACAGAUGAACAGACAUACAAGUUUCUCAGUGAAUAACCGCUCGAGCAUGUGAAACACCAGCUAAAGCCCGCUCAUAAAACUUCGAGUUUUUUCCGCGCGUGUGUGUGUUCUUUUGACAUUCGUGGAUAAUCACUGGUUCGUGACCCUGCACCUGUCGCAAGAAACCCUCCCCGAUUGAGAGAAGUAACUCCCCCUUUUGGAAGAGCACCAUGAGGGGGUGUAAGGAGGAUGUACGUCAUCUUCCCCGCUGAAGAGGUCGUAGAAUUAACGCUUAGAGGAAUAGUGUCCCAUCAGCGCCUACAGCACCAUCUGCUGCGGCAGCGCUACCAGCAACAAAUUCAGGAAGGCUCCAACAAUUUCGCCCUACACCGUCGGGAACUUGGAGAAUCACAGGACCUCCAGCACGUCCAUCCUUCAAGACAAGGAACCAUCUGCAAUCGAAAGAAACAGGAGCAACCGAAGCAACAGAAGAGGAAGAGCCAGUCUAAAGCAACUAAGAAAACCAAACAGAAUCAUAAGAAAAGCGAAGCGCAACAGGGGACUCAAGAAGACAACAAUAUGGCUACCGGAGGUGACAUCACGCUACGAGACGUCACGCAUCCUUCGCUGAAUGAAGCACUGAAGGCUCACAAUGCCGUCACAUUCAAGCUCGUCCGAACCGUUUCGGACUUCACCCAGCAGCUGUCGCACGUGUACGAACACCAUGCGGAAGAACUGCAGCUCCUCGUCUCCAACUUUCGGAAGAAGAACGCCGAACUGCGAAAAGAAAGGCCGGCAUGUCCCAGUUCACUGUUCCACACGUGGGAGACACUUCUGCAGGAAGUCGAGAUCGAUUCUCAGGCACACAGCGAUAUAGCUUCCAUCCUUGGUCGCCAGGUGUCUCGCCCGCUGCUGGAACGCUCCUUCCAUCGCAAGAUUCAGUCCAGGAAAGUAUUCACACAUCGGGAGAGUUACGAGACGAUUCUUACCAAGACAGAGGACAAGUUAGCCAAGUGCCGGCAGGACUACAAGAACGCCUAUCUGUCUUAUCUGCUGGCACCCACGACCACUUCCUUGUCCAGCUACUUCGAUGCCCACAACGCAUACGUGCAGCAGCUGCAGGCGACCAACGGCAUGCUAGACCAGUACAAUCAAGAAACUCUUCCUCAGCUGUUACAGGAACUGGAAGAGGUUUACUCUGACCUGUGCUCUACACUAUCAGAGUCAGUGCUUCAAGGAGCGGAGAUCAUCUCCACAAGGGCGCUCGAGCAAUCCCGGCGCUAUGACGGCCUGUCGUCGCAAUGCCGCGCCGUAGCAGGCCCCACGGACCUGGCCCACUUUGUCCGGUCUCUACCCACCCCACAACACAACCCCCAUCACCCAUCCCUGCACCAUAAUUUUGUAGCGCCCCUACCUCCUCCACCCCCAGAGUCACCCGACGGAACAGGAGGACCCUCGGGCGAGCCCCUAGCCAACGAUACCUCAUUGAAUCCACCCCCUCCGCUGAAGAAUGAGAUAGUCGUGGAUCGCUUGGCGUCAGUCCCGGUUCGCGGCCGGUACGAGUCACUGAAGAAGGAAGCUACAGAACUUGAGAGCCAGAUCAAGCAACUCCACGACGCCCUGGACACGCUGCUAAGAAUUCAGCAAAGGAGCUUGGAAUCGAGCCUAUAUAACAAGGCGAAUGAGCUACAAGAAGACAUCAGCAUGAAGAGGUUCGAUCUCCGAGUAGCGCAGAUUCACCUUGGAGCAGUCAGGGCUCAGAAAGAAUUAUUUGCUUCCAAAGUCGAGAGCGCGUCCGACUCCAACCGCGAACGUAAAAUGUCGUCCUCUUCAACCGGAAGUAUGAAAAAUAAAUGGUUGAAAGCGUUCAAGAGUCUGAAGACUACGAGUACUCCAAGCAACGGCGCAGUCAACAAAGAAUGUGAAAAAAAGAAUCAAAUGUACCACGCAGUCUCCACCAUCAUGACAAUGAGGAAAAAUGGCAAAGAUCGUGAAGGGGCAUUUCCGCCAGGCAGCUUGGAGGCUGCCGCACAUACGUUCCAGGAAUACACCUACAAGAAGAUUACGCCCUGUGACGUCUGCUCACAGGUGCUGCGAGGUCAUACACGGCAAGGGCUCAAGUGUCGAGUGUGUAAGCUUAAUGUUCACGUGGACUGCCAAGAGAAAGUGGGGCGCUGCCAACCAAAAUCUAGACUUCUGCGUAGACAGAAGUCCACUUCGGAGAUAGAGACGCGCAUUCAGGAGCCUCUGCCUGAUGAAGAGAAACCUCAAGAGAUAGACCUUAUCUACCAAGUCCUGAAACAAGCCGGUGAAAUAAGCAGUAGCCGAAGUGGCACCGCUCGUGCCUUGACACCAGCACCACCUGCCGCGGCGUCUGUGAAGCAGUCGGAACAGCCCAACGGAACUGGUUCUACGGCGCCCAAUGUUGGCUCCUUCCACAGACGUUCUGGCCCUACCCAGCAACAGCCAUUGUUGUUAAGAGGAGCUGCUAGUUCUCUAACUGUGGGCCCCGUACCUCAUGCAUCCAUUUCAGAUAUCAGUGCAGGUGGGGGAGCUAACUCGAUGCUCCCGGACACACAUCGCCGCCGGAGAAUGUUUGCUGGGAUGAAGAGUUUGUCUGUAUUCGGGGGGCGGAACCAUCGUGGCGAGUCGCCCACUUCGAGAUCCAUCUCCCUACCAGAGACCCCUCACAGCCCAAGGAAGCAGAAGUUAAAUCUUCGCAUGAAAAGUUUGUCACUAGAUUCCCCCGAGUCAACAGAACAUGUGCAGAGGCGUCGCCAUGCAGCGCAGGCGCAGUCAACUUGUGUCGACCUGCAGAGCAGCCAGUCCUCAUCGUCUCGUAUCCAGUGUCCACUGGACUCUUCUGUUCGUUCUGGUCCAUUAGGACGGCGAACUCUGAUUAUCCAUAACGGCCGUUGCUGGUCAACACCAUCAAGUCCUGUGCACAACCGCCGACUGCUCUCAGCACGAAACAUGCGAAUGAGCUCUGUGGAACUGCCUGAUGACAAUGAGAAGUCGCUGUCGUCUGCUAGUACGUCGCCCUGUCCUUCGCCAAAACCGCAUCGGUUGUUACCAACCAAUUUAUACGUAGUGCUAUAUAACUUCAAAUCAAGGCAUCCAGAUGAAUUAGAUCUAAAGGCUGGAUACAAAGUAACAGUUAUUGACACAUCUGAUCAAGAUUGGUGGAAGGGAAAAUGUCUGGGUCGUAUUGGCUAUUUCCCUUCCAAAUAUGUUAUUAAGUUGCAGCCUGGCGAGAGACCACUGCAAGUAACUCAUAACUUGCAGGUCUCAGAUGGUGAUAAUGGCCUCAUGUUGUUGAGAGAUCAGAUUGUGAUACAAGUGGGAGAGGAGUUGGAUGGCAUGGUGAUGAUUCGCAGUGGUGACAGUCGGCAGGGAGUAUGUCCUCUCAAAUUCCUUCAAGAAGUGUGACAUAAAACCUUGAC
Messenger RNA from Cryptotermes secundus, 4713 nucleotides. RefSeq lists its product as uncharacterized. NCBI's taxonomy places the organism in Eukaryota, Metazoa, Arthropoda, Insecta, Blattodea, Kalotermitidae. The coding region runs from base 1520 to 4699 and encodes 1059 amino acids. The transcript is spliced from 22 exons. Gene Ontology annotation, cellular component: extrinsic component of cytoplasmic side of plasma membrane. The record is from RefSeq and is a predicted model, not a curated record. Gene Ontology annotation, biological process: positive regulation of protein localization to plasma membrane; positive regulation of voltage-gated calcium channel activity; skeletal muscle contraction. Gene Ontology annotation, molecular function: protein binding.